Molecule: messenger RNA, 1521 nt
Organism: Talaromyces rugulosus
Lineage: Eukaryota; Fungi; Ascomycota; Eurotiomycetes; Eurotiales; Trichocomaceae
Exons: 5
Coding region: 1-1521 (506 amino acids)
Biological process (GO): mating projection tip cell wall disassembly
Molecular function (GO): glucan endo-1,3-alpha-glucosidase activity
Source: RefSeq, a predicted model, not a curated record
AUGAGGGCAACCCCUUUUCUUCUCACGGCCCUGUCCGGCCUCGCCUCGCUGGUCCAGGCGUAUCCCAAGGAGGGCAGCACUCUCGCCAAGAGGGCUUCCAACUCAACAACAGACCGGCUAGUCUUUGCUCACUUCAUGAUUGGCAUUACCAGUAACCGCAACAGUGCCGAUGACUACGAUGAUGACAUGAAGAACGCCAAAGCAUACGGCAUCGACGCCUUUGCCCUAAACAUCGGCGUUGAUCCGUACACUGACCAGCAGCUCGGCUACGCCUAUGACUCGGCAGCCAAGAACGGAAUGAACGUGUUCAUCUCCUUUGACUUUAACUGGUGGAGCACCAGUCAGGCCAGCGAGAUUGGACAGAAAAUCGCCCAGUAUGGGGUCAAGCCAGCCCAGCUCAAGGUUGAUAACAAGACCUUUGUCUCGUCGUUUGCCGGUGACGGUCUCGACGUGGCUGCCAUGCGCACUGCAGCUACGGGGAUGGAGUUGUUCUUUGCUCCCAAUUUCCAUCCUGAGCAGGGCACUGAUCUGACUGAAGUCGAUGGUCUGUUGAACUGGAUGGCGUGGCCAAAUGAUGGCAACAACAAGGCCCCGACUGCUGGCGCCAACGUUACUGUGCAGGCUGGUGAUGACGCAUACACCAAGGCCCUCGGUGACAAGGCUUAUAUUGCUCCUGCCUCGGCCUGGUUCUCAACCCACUUCGGCCCCGAAGUGUCCUAUAGCAAAAACUGGAUCUUCCCCUCUGACAGCCUUUGGUUUGACCGCUGGCAAGAGUUGUUGACUCUGGGUCCUCGCUUUAUUGAGAUUGUCACCUGGAACGACUACGGCGAGUCUCACUAUAUCGGACCCCUAAACUCUCCUCACACCGACGACGGGGCAUCGAAAUGGGUCAAUGAUAUGCCCCACGACGGCUGGCUUGACAUGGCCAAACCCUUCAUCGCCGCCUUCAAGGACGGCGCCACCAGCGCCGACAGCUACAUCACCGACGACGAACUGAUCUACUGGUACCGCCCAACCCCGCGCGGCAUCGACUGCGAUUCCACAGAUACAUGCAUGGUCACCGCCAACAACGACAGCGGCAAUUACUUCAUGGGGCGACCCAACGGAUGGGAGGACAUGCAGGAUAGCGUCUUUGUUGUUUCGCUGUUCACAGACGAUGCCACCAUCAAGGUCACCUCUGGCAACGGGACCGCGCAGACUAUUGACGCAAAGGCAGGUGCCAGUAUCCAUCAAGUGCCCAUGGGUGUUGGUGAGCAGAGCUUUACGGUUACGCGAAGUGGGACGACUGUGUUUAGCGGCAAGAGCUUGAAGCAGAUUAUCGACGGCUGUGUUUGUGGGUUAUACAACUUUAACGCUUACGUGGGAUCCCUCCCCGCCGGCCCAAGUGACCCUCUGCAAUCCGCCGGUCUGCAGUCUCUUACUCAGGGAUUGCAUGUUUCAACAUGCUCUGCCACGCCCUCGUUGGGAACAGCCCCUGCCUCGUCGACUCCGGCUGCAGUGGCCGCGAAGCCAACGAAUUGA